AUGAAACGAGAACAAACUAUCUUGGCUAUUGUCAAUGAAACAACCAGUAAUAAUUACAAAGCUGAUAUUUGGCCAGAAAUUAUGUCGGUUAGUCGCAUACCAGAAUUAGCCGAACAAGUGCUAUUAACCAAUGAGCAUGAACGUUUGCAGUUAGCAAUAGAAAAACUACAAAACAGGUACGAGCUUCAACCCCAUCGUGUCCGAAUCCAUCAACUGAUUCCAUUAAUAAAGAUAUGUUUGACGUGCCAUAAUCGAUUGGGAGAACCAAAGUUCGAUGAGAUUAGUACUAUCAUUGGACGUGAUAAUGUUUAUCAGUGUCUGUUAUAUAAACAUGAGUGCUGUGAUUUCAUUUAUAAAUACGGACAUGCUAGCAAUCGGCGAACACGUGAACGAUUUGUGACGCCUGAUGCAAUUUUUAAACAAGAAUUUAUUCAUUUGUUUGAUCAUCUUAUCUAUGAACGUGCAUUGCUUAUAUCAUUCACAAAUCUUGUUAAUGAAGCGGCAUCGAAUUUUCAAUCGUACACGAAAGCAACUAACGUAAACAUCGAUCAAAAUCGAAAUUUUAAUAAGGAAGCCCCUAUCAACAGUAAACUCUGUUCAAAAUACCUUGCAACAACAUGGAUAUGGUUUGAGAUCUGUCGAUUUCUGUUUUUCAUGACAAAUUCCGAAAAUAUUCAAAUUCCCGAUAUUAUUCAGCGUGUAUCACAUGGUCUGUACUAUGAAGCCAACAGCAAAUUUUUUUAUGAAACUUUCAUAAAAUUCUGGUCCCGUCAUGGACAAGUUCAAGGCUGCCAGUGUCAAGCAAAAGAUCAAUGUAUGCUCAAUUCUGUCUUCGACACACAUAUGAAAGCACACCGUCUAGCUUCUAGUAGUUUUCAAGUGCACAGGCAAAAACAGCCAGAAUAUGAACAAGAAGAUGAUGAUAUUGAAGAAACGAACAGUGAAUAA
Didymodactylos carnosus is the source of this 948-nucleotide messenger RNA. Lineage: Eukaryota; Metazoa; Rotifera; Eurotatoria; Philodinida; Philodinidae. The record is from the annotation of a GenBank genome assembly.